This is a messenger RNA of Contarinia nasturtii (swede midge), 1479 nucleotides long. It is a transcript of the gene Ctu2, whose product is annotated as cytoplasmic tRNA 2-thiolation protein 2. Gene Ontology annotation, cellular component: cytosol. Gene Ontology annotation, biological process: tRNA wobble position uridine thiolation. The coding region runs from base 109 to 1419 and encodes 436 amino acids. Gene Ontology annotation, molecular function: tRNA binding; sulfurtransferase activity. NCBI's taxonomy places the organism in Eukaryota, Metazoa, Arthropoda, Insecta, Diptera, Cecidomyiidae. The transcript has a single exon. The record is from RefSeq and is a predicted model, not a curated record.
UGUUGCUAUAUAUUCUUGAGCCGUAUCGGAAUUCUUUUUAAAACAUUACUGCCGCAAUAUUUCAACUUUUGAAUAGUUAAAAGCGAAGAAUUUAAUUUUUAAAAAAAUAUGUGUAGUAUUGGUGAAGACGAUUUUGGUGAUGAGGGUGGAGCCCAUACAAUGUUGGUCGAUCCAAAAUUGCCGCCCAGCAUCAUCAUAUCCGAUGAAAUUUGCAAGAAAUGCAAUGAACGAAAUGUAGUUGUUAAACUAAAUCUCAAAGAUGCACAGUGCGAAUCGUGUUUCUUCCAGUAUGUUCGUCACAAAUUACGAGCUUCCAUGGGAUCAACGCGAAUUAUUGAACGUGGUGCAAAGGUGUUGUUGGUAUUCGAUGGUACAAUUGAAUCGUGUGUAAUGUUCGAUAUGGUUCGACACGGUAUUACACAAGAGCAAUUUAAAAGAUUAACCAUCCAACCAUAUGCGAUUUAUGUUGACGAUGCUUGCAUAUCGGGUCAAUCGAUAACCGAGCGACAACAACAACUUGACGAAACUUUUAAAAUAAUACCGAAUUUUGGCAUCAAAACUUAUUAUUAUGCAUCAAUUAGCGGUGAGACUUCAAUAAAAACGCAUCAAACUUUUCAACUAGACAAAGAACAACUGCACGCCGAAGAAAAGUUUUUGAAAAAGUUUAAUGCGAUUGGAAAUCAAACUGCAAAAGAAGACUUUCUUAAUUUAACGAAAUUGAACAUUUAUCGAAAAGUUGCCGCACAAAUUGAUUGUAAAUAUGUGUUUGUACCAUCAAUUAGCCAUCAGGUGGCAACGAAUCUGUUGGUGAGCGUUGCAUUGGGUCGUGCCAAAUCGGUUGCCAACGAUAUAUCAUUUUGUGAUAAUCGAUCGAAUUGUGCAGCACAAAUCAUACGACCUAUGCGAAAUAUCAACUCAUUGGAAAUUGAAACAUAUAUCCGGCUAGACGAAACGCUCAAUCGACUAACGCAACAAAGUAAAUGUUUUAACGUGCAAAAUACGAACUCAGCUACAAGCAUUCAAAGUCUAACCAAACAAUUUAUUGACAAUUUACAAGAGAAUUUCGCAUCGACUGUAUCGACAGUAUUUCGUACCGGUGACAAAAUAUCGGCCGCUGCAUCAACAACGUCCCAACACAAAAACAAUGACACCAAACCAAAACAAACAUGCAAAUUUUGUCAUUCAAAUUUAGAUUUUGAACAUUCAGCUACACUGUUUGCCAUUGAGUACUCGCGUUGUGUGUCUGCCUGUGCCGACCAAACCGAAGUCAACGAUAUCGAUUCGAUGUUGAGAAAAGCGGAAAAUCAAGUGCUUGGAUUGAAUGGUGACGGAGAAACUGAAACCCUUAUCAAAUCAUUGUGCCACGGUUGCCGAAAUAUCUUUCGGGAUUUAAACGCGUCGAAUGCUUAUAUUCAAUAAAAACACCAAUACAUAUUUCAUAUACUGUAUAUUUUAUGUGCUUUUGCUUAAAUAAAAAAG